CUGACGUAGCCGUAGUUGAGAAUUCGUUCGAUGCAGUUCAGUGUUUGUUCCAUUAGAUAUUACUUUCGAAUAAAAAUCAUGGACAGAAUCCUAGCAGUUUCCGCAAUUUUCUUCACAUUUAUAAACGGAUUAAGUGCAACAAUCCCUAUUCCUGACCAUAGAAUAGUUGGAGGAAAAAAUGCAAGUAUUCUGGACUAUCCCUACCAAGUCUCUGUUAAGAAAUCGAAUAGUCACAUCUGUGGAGGAUCAAUCUUCCAUACGUUAUAUAUUUUAACAGCAGCUCACUGUGUUGAAAAUGGAGUUGCUUCCCAAUAUUCCAUAAGAGCCGGCAGUAGCUUUGUCAGCACAGGAGGAAAGAAGGUCAAAGUCUGUCAGAUCAUAGCCAAAGAAGAUUAUAAUUUUGAUACUCUGGACAAUGAUAUUGCAAUAUUGAAGCUCUGCAGUCCUUUGGUAUUUUCGGACAAAAUCCUACCGGUAGCGUUGCCAGAGGCUGGAGAGGGCCUUGCGGUGGGUUCGCGAGCUCUUGUUUCAGGAUGGGGUUACGAAGCGGAAAACGGCUUUAUACCCUCAGAUUUGAAACAGGUCGAACUACCCAUCGUUUCACCCAGUGACUGCCAAAAUGCAUACGCUAAAUUCGGGGAUAUUUCCAACAACAUGAUCUGCGCUGGAUUCAUUCAAACUGGAGGAAAAGAUGCUUGUCAGGGGGACUCUGGGGGACCUCUAAGGGCUAAUGGAAAGCUGAUGGGAGUCGUUUCAUGGGGCUUCGGCUGCGCGAGACCACACUACCCUGGUGUCUAUACGAAAGUCGCCAACUACAGAAACUGGAUAAAAAGCGUAACCAAUUAUUAGCCAAUUUAUGUACACUAUUUGUGAAUUAAUUUUCUAAUAAAGAGAAUAUUUAUAUUUCAUUAGUA
Molecule: messenger RNA, 914 nt
Organism: Anoplophora glabripennis (Asian longhorned beetle)
Lineage: Eukaryota; Metazoa; Arthropoda; Insecta; Coleoptera; Cerambycidae
Product: trypsin beta
Exons: 6
Coding region: 31-849 (272 amino acids)
Biological process (GO): proteolysis
Molecular function (GO): serine-type endopeptidase activity
Source: RefSeq, a predicted model, not a curated record